This is a messenger RNA of Dissoconium aciculare CBS 342.82, 1917 nucleotides long. Its product is annotated as PLP-dependent transferase. Bases 1 to 1917 code for a protein of 638 amino acids. Gene Ontology annotation, biological process: biosynthetic process. Lineage: Eukaryota; Fungi; Ascomycota; Dothideomycetes; Mycosphaerellales; Dissoconiaceae. The record is from RefSeq and is a predicted model, not a curated record. The transcript is spliced from 2 exons. Gene Ontology annotation, molecular function: pyridoxal phosphate binding; transaminase activity.
AUGGCUGACCACGACAUCAAUGACACACGCCCUGAGCCGCGGGACCUCUCGCACCAUCUGAGCCGCUGCACGGCCAGUCGUGCUCCCUCGGCGAUCAAGGCGUUUUACAAAUACUUCAAGAUCCCAGGCGUCGUCCAACUCGCCGGCGGCCUGCCCAAUGACCGCUACUUCCCAUUCGACAAUCUUUCCGCCAAUGUCGCUCGGCCGGAUCGCUGGUCAGCCUCUUUGAGCGGCGAUGGCAUUGCUACGACAAGAUCCACGACCGCUUCGAGGAAGCAGCAACCGCCCGAUACCAUCGUCGUACCUCACACCACUCCCGAGAGCAAUCCGCUGCUCAAGAUCGACCUCGCAUCCGCAUUGCAAUAUGGCACCGCGGAAGGGUAUCCACCGUUGUACGCGUUCCUCCGGACCUUCACCCAGCAGUAUCUACAUCCGAAUUGUCCCUACAAAGGUGGUCCUGAGAUCGUCUUAUCCUGUGGCAACACCGAUGGCUUCUCCAAGGUUUUGUUGGCGCUCAGUGACGAGUGGCGUCUCGGUCUCGAUGACCCGAGGGAGCGUGAAGGCAUUCUGUGCGAGGAAUUCGCAUACAUGAAUGCGAUUCAAACGGCGACGGCGAGAGGAUUGAACGUCGUCCCCGUUGCGUUGGACGAGGAAGGGCUCAGAGUCAAGGGUGAAGGUGGACUGAGAGACGUCUUGGAGAAAUGGGAUUGGAGGAAGGGUAAGCGGCCGCAUCUGAUCUACCUCGUCACCGUCGGUCAGAACCCCACUUCCGGCAUCCUCUCCCUCGAACGGCGAAAAGAUCUCAUCCAAGUCUGCAACGAAUACGACAUCAUCGUCAUCGAAGACGAGCCCUACUACUACCUCCAGUUCCCUCUGCCAUCCGACUCCACCGCUAAUGUCGGUGACGAGCAGGCACCGCCGUUCCUCUCCACCCUCGUGCCGAGCUGCAUCUCGCUCGACACCCAAGGCCGGGUCAUCCGGCUGGACAGCUUCAGCAAGACCGUCGCGCCCGGCUGCCGGCUGGGGUGGAUCACCGCGCAGGCGGCGCUGAUCGAGCGGCUCGCGCGCAUCACCGAGACCACGACGCAGCAGCCCUCGGGCUUCGUGCAGAGCCUGGUCGCGGAAUUGCUCGUGGGACAAGCCAAAGCGCCGCAGGAUCCGCCGGGCAGCAUCGGGGCCGCGCGCGAGCGAGGCGGCGCCCAGGAACCCCCGGCGUGGUCCCACGCGGGCUGGAUCCGCUGGCUCGCGGGCCUGCGCGCGCAGUAUCAGACGCGCAUGGAGGUGCAAACGGGCGUGCUCGCCGCCGGGCGCGAGCUGGUCGCCUUCUCGCGCGACGACGACGACGAUGAGGGAUGGUCCCACAUCGGCAAGACACCCAUCUACUCCUUCGUCCGCCCCGCGGGCGGGAUGUUCGUCUGGCUGCGGUUCCACUUCGAGACGCACCCGCUCUGGCCGCAAUACUCCUCCUCCUCCUCCUCACCCCGAUCGACAUCGUCGCCAGCGACAUCCCCCGUCGGCCCCGCCCGGAUCUCCCACGCGCUCUGGCUCUUCUGGACGACGCCGCGGUACAGGAUCCUGGUGGCGCCGGGCGGGAUGUUCGCGGUCGACGCGACGACGGGCCCCGGCGGGUCCAGCGCCGCCGGAGAGGGGAGCUGGCGGUUUUUCCGCCUCACCUUCGCGUCGGCGCCGCGGGGCGUCCUGGCCGCCGCGACGCAGCGCCUGGUCGACGGCGCGCGGGACUUCUGGGCCAUCACGGACCCGCGCGUCGUGGAGCGGUUGGUGGAGGACGAUGAGCGGAGCCCCGAGGGUCUCCCCCGUCGGCGGGGCGCGGGGCGGCAUGUCGAUGGGGAUGGGGAUGGAGGGGUGCCGUGGGUGGACCUCGGGAGGGUGCAGGGCGGCGGAGGCGGGGACUGUUGA